Messenger RNA from Rotaria sp. Silwood2, 291 nucleotides. The record is from the annotation of a GenBank genome assembly. Lineage: Eukaryota; Metazoa; Rotifera; Eurotatoria; Philodinida; Philodinidae.
AUGAACAGUAAUUAUUGGUUUAANAAACGUUUACGUAAAGCUAAAAAGGAAACACCUGAAUUAGAAAAACCACAAGCUAUUAAAACACAUUUACGUGAUAUGAUUAUUGUACCUGAAAUGGUCGGUUGUGUUGUUGGUGUUCAUCAAGGAAAAACAUUUAAUUCAAUUGAAAUAAAACCUGAAAUGAUUGGAUAUUAUUUAGGAGAAUUUUCAAUAACAUAUAAACCAGUUAAACAUGGUCGACCGGGUAUUGGUGCAACACAUUCGUCUCGUUUUAUUCCACUCAAAUAA